UCUGUGCUUAACUUCCUGUCUGCACGUGUGAAGCGGCCUAGGGAGGCCGCGGAGAGCCGGGCCUUACCGGCGUUCGCGUGGUAGCGAGUCGCUUCUCCGGGACGAGGCGAGUGCAGCCGCCGGCCUUCUCUGGGGUGAGCGCCGCACGGCUGCAACAUGCCUCACAGGAAGAAAAAGCCUUUUAUAGAGAAGAAGAAAGCUGUGUCUUUUCACCUGGUCCAUCGGAGUCAACGAGAUCCUUUAGCAGCAGAUGAGACUGCACCCCAGAGGGUUCUGUUACCCACACAGAAAAUAAAUGAUGAAGAGAGGCGAGCAGAACAGAGGAAGUAUGGCGUGUUCUUUGAUGAUGACUAUGACUAUCUGCAGCACCUGAGGGAACCAUCUGGGCCCUCAGAGCUUAUUCCCAUAAGUAUUUUCAGUGCACCCGACAGAAGAGACGAAAAAGAGGAAACUUUAGUAAUUUCAACCACGGGAAUUAAGUUGCCUUCAUCAGUAUUUGCAUCAGAGUUUGAGGAAGAUGUUGGAUUGUUGAAUAAAGCAGCUCCUGUUUCAGGACCUCGGCUGGAUUUUGAUCCUGACAUUGUCGCAGCUCUUGAUGAUGAUUUUGACUUUGAUAAUCCAGACAAUCUGCUUGAAGAUGAUUUUAUUCUUCAGGCCAAUAAGCCAACAGAAGAAGAGGGAACGGAUAUACGGAAAUCUGAGGCCGAAGAUGACAGUGAGUGGGAAGACAUGGAUGAUGAGAAGGAAGGAGGUAGUGAUGACGAUAACUAUGGCUCUGCGGGCUCAUCAGAUGAGGCCAUGUCUGUCCCUGGAAAACCUCCUGGGACUGUAGAAAAUCACUUAUUCUGGGAAGAGGAGACGAAAAGUCGCUUUACUGAAUAUUCUUUAACAUCCUCAGUUAUGAGGAGAAAUGAACAGCUGACUCUUCAUGAUGAGAGAUUUGAGAAGUUUUAUGAGCAAUAUGAUGAUGAUGAAAUUGGAGCUCUGGAUAAUGCUGAAUUGGAAGGUUCCAUUCAAGUAGACAGCAAUCGCUUAGAGGAAGUCUUGAAUGACUACUACAAAGAGAAGGCAGAGAAUUGUGUAAAACUGAAUACUCUUGAACCCUUCGAGGAUCAGGACUUGCUAAUGAAUGAACUUGAUGGGUCUGAGGAGGAAGAGGUUAUUACUGUAGUUCUUGAAGAAGCCAAAGAGAAGUGGGAUUGUGAAUCUAUUUGUAGUACAUACUCAAAUUUAUAUAACCAUCCACAACUUAUCAAGUAUCAACCAAAGCCCAAACAAAUCCGAAUAUCUUCUAAAACAGGAAUACCUCUCAAUGUCUUACCUAAGAAAGGACUCACAGCAAAACAAGUUGAACGAAUGCAGAUGAUUAAUGGCAGUGAUUUGCCAAAGGUGUCAACCCAACCUCGGUCUAAAAAUGAAAGCAAAGAAGAUAAAAGAGCAAGAAAACAAGCUAUAAAAGAGGAACGCAAGGAACGGAGAGUGGAGAAGAAAGCUAACAAAUUAGCCUUCAAACUGGAGAAAAGAAGGCAGGAAAAGGAGCUCUUAAACUUGAAGAAGAAUGUUGAGGGGCUAAAGCUAUGACAGUAGAACAUUUAGGAUAAGGUGCCUUCCCCGCUGGGGCUCCUCGUUAUGUUCAGUAUUGAACAGGGAUCUUCAGAGAGACAAAAUUAUUUAAUCUGCCAUUUUUACUGGCAGGUAUUUAUACCACCAAGUUUUCUCUGCCAUCUGUCUUGUAAAUAUUGUAACAUUUUAAAACUUAAUAUUAUAAGCUUAGAAUUUGCUCUGAAAUAAAUGAUUUCACAAAUGUGAAAUGUUUGGAUGAGUUGAAGGAAAAUAUCUUCAUAACAUAAAUGGAAUUGGUGUAUUCUUCAUUUAUUUGUAUGAUUGUCCCAGCUGUCCUUUGCAGAUGUUCUCAAAUAUGUCUUUGAAACCUUUCCACUCCUUUUCAGGAGUUAAGUGGUUUAAUUUGCUGUAUGUAGAAAAGUGACCUCAUUAAACUCCAUUUGAAAUGCUGAGUGGUUAAGAGUUUUCCUGAGAAGAUUCCACUGGUAGGAACUAAGUUUCCCCCUGCUGUAUGCAAAGGGCUGUUUCAAAAGGAUGGCAAAAAUGAAUAUUUAUUAGGAUUGUUGGGACUCAUUUACUGGAUGACUUACUUUUGGAAUUUAAGAAGAGUGAAGACAGGAAGCAGAAGCAGAAAUUAAGAAAACGUCCUUGGCUUCAGUGAGUACCUGGCUCAAAAUCAGAAAUAUUUACUUCAGUUUAAACUAGAAAGUUUGUCUUUUCAACAUUAUUUAAUGCUUGGAACCAUUCAUAUUUGAUUAAAAGAUGCAGUUGAAAAUU
This is a messenger RNA of Mirounga angustirostris (Northern elephant seal), 2340 nucleotides long. It is a transcript of the gene LTV1, whose product is annotated as LTV1 ribosome biogenesis factor. Gene Ontology annotation, biological process: ribosomal small subunit biogenesis; ribosomal small subunit export from nucleus. NCBI's taxonomy places the organism in Eukaryota, Metazoa, Chordata, Mammalia, Carnivora, Phocidae. Gene Ontology annotation, cellular component: nucleus; cytosol; preribosome, small subunit precursor. The transcript is spliced from 11 exons. The record is from RefSeq and is a predicted model, not a curated record. Bases 157 to 1581 code for a protein of 474 amino acids.